Molecule: messenger RNA, 170 nt
Organism: Ambispora leptoticha
Lineage: Eukaryota; Fungi; Glomeromycota; Glomeromycetes; Archaeosporales; Ambisporaceae
Source: the annotation of a GenBank genome assembly
UAUUGAUAAUAUGUACUGGAAAAUAUCUCACUGCCAAAACUGCUGAAUUAGUCACCAAACAAGAAAAUUACAAGCUAAUCCAAGAACGCAAUACUGACUUGCAAACCAAACUCCAAACUGUCCAAGCAGAAAUCACCAACUCACGGAAUGAAUCAGCAAACUCGAAUUAG